This is a messenger RNA of Lepisosteus oculatus (spotted gar), 2814 nucleotides long. RefSeq names its product LRAT domain containing 1 (gene lratd1). Lineage: Eukaryota; Metazoa; Chordata; Actinopteri; Semionotiformes; Lepisosteidae. Gene Ontology annotation, biological process: cell motility; cell morphogenesis. The record is from RefSeq and is a predicted model, not a curated record.
AUUUUAUAGGUCGGUCACACUGGAGAGGAGAACAACAGGAGUGGAUACGCAACAACACUGAAAACACAAAUGGCACACGGGGACUUUUAAGCACUCACCUGGGGAAAAUCUCAGUAUUUCAUGUCUUUGCCCUGCCCCGUCAUUGAUGGGAAAUCAACUGGAUCGGAUCACCCACCUGAAUUACAGCGAGCUGCCCACCGGAGAUCCAUCGGGGAUUGAGAAGGACGAGCUCAGGGUCGGUGUAGCCUAUUUCUUCUCGGAUGAAGAAGAGGACCUGGAUGACAGAUCGCAGCCCGAGAAUUACAAAGAUCAGAGCCCCAGCAAGGACGGUCACUUAGUUCUCAACGAGAUAGAAUACUCCGCUUUCUGCUGCCAGGAAUGUAUUUUCUCAAAAUUAAGAGAAAACGAAGAUUUGAAUAUUUACUCUAUAAAAACUUUGCUAACCAUGUGCAAGCCGGGGGACUUGCUGGAACUCGUACAUGUAGCCAACGAUCAGCCCCCGCACUGGACGAUUUAUGAAGGGGAUGAUCAAGUGAUACAUUUGCACAAAGGGGAAAUUCGCAAGGACAGCCUGUUUGAGAUCAGCAAUGGGCGACUGGGUAGAAUAGUCAACAACCGGUACCGAUACAGACCGCUUCCAGCAGAUCUGGUUAUGCAGAAUGCCUGUGGGCACUUGGGACUAAGCAGCGGUGAGAUCAGCUGGACAAACUCUGAAAGUUUUGCUGCCUGGUGCAGGUUUGGCAAACGGGAGUUUAAAGCUGGUGGGGAGGUUCACACUGCAGAGCAACAGUAUUUUCUUAAAAUCCACCUCUCGAAAAAUAAUGUGCAUACCCUGAUGUUUCACAGUUUGGAGGAUUUAAUCAGGGAAAGACGUAAAGUGGACGCCACUGGAAAGCUUAGAUUGCUUAAGGAAUUAUCUAUAGUAAGUGGGAAGGAGUAGGAACGUGCUAAUGCUGUUCAUCUUUAAAAACGGACCUGUUGAGACUUGCAUGCCUUAAACAAGGGCUGCGCCUUUUUUUUGGAGCAUUAACUUACCGAGGGUCAUUUUUUUUUUCAAAGAAAAAAAAACGUUCCUUUGUAUGGGUAGAUUCGAGCUUUCACGCAGAUUGUGAAAGUCUGCCCAACAGAUUCACCUCGUACCUUUAAACACACUGAGCACACAUUAGAAUAUUAGCAUUUUCUGCUUCGCAUACAAUCAUGUUGCUGUAGAUGGUGCCUGUUUCUCACUGGCCCAGGUUUGCCAGCGUGCACUGUCAGUUGUUUUUUUUUUUUGGUUUUUACCCCUUGGUUAGAUCGAUUUUUUUUCCUUAAUAUUUAAACAGAAAGUGGCUCUUUGUUCUAGUAACUACUCGAAAUGGGCACCCCUUUGUUUCUUGUAUGCGAUUUACGAAUGGUAAAUGGGUUACUGCAAGCAUUGAUUUAAUAUUAGCCAUAUAUAUAUAUAUUUCUUUUGCUCUGGUGUCAGAAGAUAAAAGUGUUCAUUUGUUUUGGAUCUCAUAUUUUUGUAUUUGAGAAGUUAAUAUAUCCUUUGUUUCAUUGAAAAAAUAAACAUAGACUGCUAAUAAUAAACAUAAAUGGUCUUUUAACUCUUGUGUAUUAUCCAUCCUGAAAUGACUCUAUUGAGUUAUGCGAACCUAAUUAAAUGAAUAUGUAAGAAAUAAGUAAACCCCCAAAGAAGUCUCUCCAAAACAUGUGGUUAACUGACUCAGUAAGGGUUAACCUAUGUACAAAAAUCCUGUAUCAUUGCAAAGGAUCACAAAAUUUUAAUAUUCAUAUAGAUGUGGUUAUAUUUGAAAUUUGUGUUUCUAGAUGAUUAUCAUGCAGUGCGGUUGCUGAUUAUUAGUAUGUGAAUUUUUUCAAUACACAAAAAAAUUGUGGGACUCUUCAGAAUUUUCUCUUAUGCAGCUAAAAACUCUCAAUGUAUUGAUUUUAAAUUGCUUUAUAAAAGCCUAACAUAAGGAUUCCAAUUAAUGGUAUUGAUACGUAUGCCGUACAUCUUAAUGUGCAGUAUCUGUAUAAUGUGAAGAUAACUUGACUUUUGAAUAUACAAAAAUACCAAAACAAACUAAUUCAAAGUAUAAUGAUUAAAUAGACUAGUCUCUGCAUGAAAAUGAAAUAAAAGGAUGGUAGAGAGUACUUAAUGAUUUAAAUUGAAUCCUGAAAUUAAAAUUCUAUAGAAGGAAUCAAGCACAUUGUAACCUAGACAUAAAAAAUGUACCUCUAGUUGGUUAUUUUUCUAUUUAUUGUUGUGCUUACAUGAACUCAAUACACUAUAAUAAUGAAUAAGAGAUUUAGACACUAUUUUUUAAAAGCAAACAUAUGAAUAGUUUAAUAAUGAAACUUAUGUAUUCAAUGGGCCUUGUAUAUAAAGUAUGUGCUUCUAUAAAGAAUAUACUGCACAUCUGAUUUUCUAUACCAUUACAGAUAACACAUUUUUAAAAAAAUAAAGCUGAAGAUAUGGUACAAAAUUAAAAGAAAAUACUGUAUGCUCCUUAAGCUUCUUUGCUUUGAUAGAAAGAAUGAAAGAAAAAUAAUUUACCAACAUUAGAGAUCACCAACAGUAAAAUGUAGAGCAUGACAACCUCAGUUUUGAUUUAGGCCCAAACUAGAGUAACAGCAGUGUUUGUUUUUUUUUUAUUUGGUAGAUAAUUCUAUUCCUGUGAGACUGUAAGGAGUUACAGUUUACAAUCUUUCAAAUCUUACUGUAUUGUUCUGGGACCUUUAAAUAAACAGAAAUUAGGGCUCUAUGUUUGAUAUUUGAUACUAUGAUAAAAGUUAUAGGGAUGAAAAAUAUUUUCAUUAACAGCUAAAAGU